Molecule: messenger RNA, 676 nt
Organism: Gopherus evgoodei (Goodes thornscrub tortoise)
Lineage: Eukaryota; Metazoa; Chordata; Testudines; Testudinidae
Gene: SYCE3
Product: synaptonemal complex central element protein 3
Exons: 3
Coding region: 238-525 (95 amino acids)
Biological process (GO): spermatogenesis; reciprocal meiotic recombination; synaptonemal complex assembly
Cellular component (GO): central element
Source: RefSeq, a predicted model, not a curated record
GUCUCGGGGAGAGGUGGUAGGGACCAGCGGGGGCUGGUAGUCUGUCUUUGGGGACAGGCACGCGGGCGGCUGGUAUUUAGGUUCAAUGAGCCCAUGUCCGGGGCAGAGCCUGAGGCAAUGGGUUAGCAGGACCACCACCCCCCCUUUGUGGGAGGGAGCAGACUCGAAGAGACUCUGCCCUGGGGACAGAGCUGCGGCUGGGGCUGAAGAGCUGCUGGGGGGCGGCAGCUGAAGGCGAUGCCCAAGAUGGCCAAAUCUGAACCUCGGGAAAGAAACUAUGACAACAUGGUAAAAAUGCUGGAGGACUUGAACAGAGAUUUAGAAAAACUUCUGGAAGAAAUGGAGAAACUAUCAGUGCAGGCAACCUGGAUGGCAUAUGAUAUGGUGGUAAUGCGAACCAACCCAGACUUGGCCAACUCCAUGAGGCGACUGGAAGAUGCAUUCCUGAACUGCAAAGAAGAGAUGGAAAAGAACUGGCAAGAGAUGCUGAAGGAAACUAAAGGCACUGAACAAAAACAGGAAUAAACAGUCUUUUUAUCUGUCGGUGAAAUUGCAACAGGAGAUCAUUUCAGACUCAUUUUUUUCAGUGAUAAAAUAUCUAUAGAUGCCUUACAAAUGGAUUAUCUUCUAGUUUAUUGGGCAUUAUUGUUGAGACGAUAUAUACACAAAUGUGUUC